This is a messenger RNA of Rasamsonia emersonii CBS 393.64, 909 nucleotides long. Its product is annotated as LRP16 family protein. The transcript is spliced from 3 exons. The record is from RefSeq and is a predicted model, not a curated record. Lineage: Eukaryota; Fungi; Ascomycota; Eurotiomycetes; Eurotiales; Trichocomaceae. The coding region runs from base 1 to 909 and encodes 302 amino acids.
AUGUCUGCCUUGCGUCCUCUGUCAGAAAUUCCCACUGUGUCUCGCCUGUACAGGCUCAAGUGGCUUGUCCCAGCGAAGUCUGCCAUUGUCACUACGCCAUCGCAAGCAUUGAACAACAUCGUGUCUCACAUACGCUAUGACAUCACACGCCUGGAGGUCGACUGCAUUGUCAAUGCAGCAAACUCGUCUCUCCUCGGUGGUGGUGGUGUCGACGGCGCCAUUCAUCGCGCUGCAGGUCCUGGGCUCCUCAGUGAGUGCCGGACCCUGAAGGGCUGCGAUACAGGUGAUGCCAAGAUCACGGGCGCCUACAAUCUGCCAUGCAAGAAAGUAGUGCAUACUGUUGGCCCUGUGUACGACGUGGAGAAGGAGAAGGAGGAGGGUAGACAGGAGGUCCUGCUGCGCAGCUGCUACCGCCGCAGCCUUCAGCUCGCUGUGGAAAAUGGAAUGAAAUCGAUCGCUUUCUCGGCGAUCAGCACCGGCGUCUACGGAUACCCGAGCGACGAGGCAGCUCGUGCUGCUAUCGAUGAAGUCCGCAAGUUUCUCACCGAGGGCGACAACGUCGGCAAGCUGGAACGCGUCAUCUUCUGCAGCUUCAUGCCAAAGGACGUGAAUGCGUACCAGGAGAUUCUUCCCGAGUACUUCCCUCCCACCGAAGACGACCUCGCAGCCGCUAAUGCUGAGAACCCCACGGAGAAGAACGAGGAUGAGAUAUUCAAUCAGAGUGACAGCAGAUACACUUUGAAGAGUGAAGAUGAUUGGGAGGAAGUGUCCAGCGAGAACGGGGGGGACCUGGACGAAGAGCCUGUGGAGGUCGACAAAGCUGCCUCGGUGACAGACGUCCAGAGCAUGCAAUCGAGUAGCGUUGACUUUCACGAGCUAUCCUCCUCUGAAACCGAGCUGAAGGCAUGA